AUGCCGUUUUCCGUCAACGGCAUCCUUUGCACGCUGGCGCUGCUGGUCCUGUGGAGGGCGGAGGAGCUCGCGGAGGCGUGCAGCUGCGCUCCGGUACAUCCGCAACAGGCGUUCUGCAACGCCGACGUAGUGAUUCGAGCAAAGGUGGUGGGAGAGAGAGAGGUGGACUCAGGGAAUGAUAUCUACGGGAACCCCAUCAAGAGGAUCCAGUAUGAGGUCAAACAGAUCAAGAUGUUCAAGGGGCCUAACCAGGACAUCGAGGCUGUCCUCACCGCUCCUGUGUCUGCCGUCUGCGGUGUUACCCUGGAUGCCAACGGCAAGAAGGAGUACUUGAUCUCAGGCAAGGCCGAGGCCGGUGGGAGCAUGCAUGUGACCCUGUGUGAUUACAUAAUGCCCUGGGACUCCUUGAGCACCACCCAGAAGAAGAGCCUCAGCCAGCGCUACCAGAUGGGCUGUGACUGCAAGAUUGUGCGCUGUCCUUCUCUGCCCUGUGAGAUCUCGGCUCCCGAGGAAUGUCUGUGGACGGACCUGAUGAUCGAGAAGCAGGUGCACGGGCGCCAGGCCAACCACUACGCCUGCGUGAAGAGGGCAGACGGCUCCUGCUCCUGGUACCGCGGCGUCGCACCUCCCAAGAAGGAGUUCCUGGACGCCGAGGACCCUUAGUCGCUUGGCGUGCCUGACUGCCCACUGCACAGCCUGACGAAAAUAAAUUUACUGCUUCUCUCAUCUUCUCCGCUGGGAACUGUUCGGCCACCGGUGACAUCGGACGCCCAUGGCACGUCCUCGCUGUGUCUUUAAAAAGAACAUGAUUCAUCUUGCAUGACUGAUAUUUUCUGGUUUCGUUUGGUGAAAAUCUUUUCCUGUAGUGAUUUUUAACAGCAGCCUGUGACCGUCGCAGGCCUCACUGGACCAGUCUAUGCUGUGUGAAGAUGAGCGCUCUAAAUUUGAACCUGCUUGUGAGGUAUAAAACCAACACCUCUUCACUGCCCCACAGUCCAAUCAGAAAUAUCCCAAAUGUCUCACUCUUCCUCCUCCUGUCUUCUUCAGAUCUUCACCUCUCUCCCUUCUUAUCCCCACUAUGUAGCUGUACAGUACCUAUGCAUAUACUUUUGUUGUUAAUUGAUAAUUAUUAUUUACUGCAUUAGAACUAGAUUUGCACUUUUUGAGGAUGAGUUCCAGUAAAGACAAGAGCCUGAACACUCUGAUGUGACAGUUAUUAUCUUUCGCCCAGACCGACAGAUCCACCUCAGGUGCAGAUUUCGCCUAUUUUGAGUGCUUCUGGUGAUCCAUAUUCACAAAUGCAAGCUUAUUCUUGCUACCUUUGUCAUAACAGAUAAAAUAGUACUUGCAGUGAAAGAAAAACGUAAAAGUGGUGUGUGAGAGGUUCGGAUAUAAGGGAUCUUUUUGCAGAACUUAUGUGUGAAAGAGAAACAAAAAGAGCUUGUGGGAUGUUAUUUCAGUGUCUUUUGUAUUACCUGUUGAUUGUAAAUGCAAACAGCAGUUUCAAUUUGCUAAUUUGCCAAUAUAUUCCCGCAGACAUUUCAUCUCAUGAGUAAUAAGGUCUUUACACGCUUAAUGUUAGCUUUGACUCGUCUUUCCUGCUCCUACCAGUUAUUAAUGAAAGCUUUAUCGCUGUCCUAGAAAGCAAGUUACUCAAUCGAAGUUUACAGUGCUGUUUUAUACACCUCAAGCUACAUUAACAAAAAAAUAUAUAUAUGAUGGAGUAUUAGAGGCAUAAUUUAAAAGUAAACUCUUUCCAUUUUCCAUUACUUUGUAUUUUUCCAGUGUUAUUAUUAUACCUGUCAUGAUUUUUGUGUGUUUUCGCUGUCUAUGUCUACGAUGUCUUUAGCUGUAGUGUUGAGUUGAGAAGGUCCUCUUGCGCUGGAAUCACGUGAGAGUGGGAGAGAUUAAUCCUUUGUGGAGAGAAAUGAGAAAUGGGUACCUUGUGUGAAUACAGGACUGUGCAUGUGUUUGAUGCUUUGUGUAAGUCCGGGCGAAGGACAAAAAUAUUCAGUAUUAUCAAAUAAAAACCACACGUUUGAAAGAAUAAA
Molecule: messenger RNA, 2051 nt
Organism: Xiphias gladius (swordfish)
Lineage: Eukaryota; Metazoa; Chordata; Actinopteri; Istiophoriformes; Xiphiidae
Gene: timp2a
Product: TIMP metallopeptidase inhibitor 2a
Exons: 6
Coding region: 1-663 (220 amino acids)
Biological process (GO): negative regulation of endopeptidase activity; negative regulation of membrane protein ectodomain proteolysis
Cellular component (GO): extracellular matrix
Molecular function (GO): metalloendopeptidase inhibitor activity; protease binding
Source: RefSeq, a predicted model, not a curated record